Molecule: messenger RNA, 1480 nt
Organism: Archocentrus centrarchus (flier cichlid)
Lineage: Eukaryota; Metazoa; Chordata; Actinopteri; Cichliformes; Cichlidae
Gene: rrm2b
Product: ribonucleotide reductase M2 b
Exons: 9
Coding region: 96-1142 (348 amino acids)
Biological process (GO): deoxyribonucleotide biosynthetic process
Cellular component (GO): cytosol
Molecular function (GO): ribonucleoside-diphosphate reductase activity, thioredoxin disulfide as acceptor
Source: RefSeq, a predicted model, not a curated record
CUCCAUUUAAACAAACCGACAGAAGCUCCAACUGCGUCCACAGGGUUAUGGCACGGAGUACAAGCUAGCUAGAAAGCCCAAAUCCAGUCCUCGGAAUGACUCCGACGGUGAAAAAGUCUUCUCAGAACGGCUUCAAAGAAGAAGAUACAACCUGCCAGAAUGACUCGGAGACAGAGGAAGAACCUCUGCUCCGAGAGAACCCCAGGCGGUUUGUCAUCUUCCCCAUUCAGUACCCGGACAUCUGGAAGAUGUACAAACAGGCUCAGGCCUCUUUCUGGACGGUGGAGGAGGUCGAUCUAUCCAAAGACUUGCCACACUGGGACCGUUUGAAGCCUGAGGAAAAACACUUUAUCUCUCACGUCCUGGCUUUCUUUGCUGCCAGCGAUGGUAUCGUCAAUGAAAACCUGGUUCAGCGAUUCAGCCAGGAGGUGCAGCUCCCAGAAGCACGAUCCUUCUACAGCUUUCAGAUCCUUAUAGAAACUGUCCACUCAGAGAUGUACAGCAUGCUCAUCAACACUUACAUCAGGGACCUGAAGGAGAGGGACUUUUUGUUUAAUGCCAUUUCCACCAUGCCUUGUGUGAAACGGAAGGCAGACUGGGCUCUCCAGUGGAUAAAUGACAGCAAAUCCACAUUUGGGGAGAGAAUUGUGGCUUUUGCAGCUGUGGAGGGCAUUUUCUUCUCUGGUUCAUUUGCUGCUAUCUACUGGUUAAAGAAGAGGGGCCUAAUGCCUGGACUUACCUACUCCAACGAGCUCAUUAGCAGGGACGAGGGCCUGCACUGUAACUUUGCCUGCCUGCUGUACAGCUACCUGGUGAAAAAGCCAUCAGAGGACAGAGUCAGAGACAUCAUCACCAAAGCUGUCAGCAUUGAACAGGAGUUUCUGACAGAGGCCCUGCCAGUGGAUCUCAUAGGAAUCAACUGUUGUCUCAUGAAGCAGUAUAUCGAGUUUGUGGCUGACCGGCUUCUCACUGAUCUCGGACUGACCAAGUUUUACCAAUCUGAAAAUCCAUUUGACUUCAUGGAGUCCAUCUCGCUAGAGGGGAAAACCAACUUCUUUGAGAAACGCGUGGCAGAGUAUCAAAGAUUCGGAGUCAUGUCGAGCAUGAUGGACGGUGAAUUCACACUAGACGCAGACUUCUGAAACUGAAAUGGCAUGCUACUGUAUAUUUGUUAAAUUUGAUCAGCCUAUUUAUUUAUUUCUAAAUGAGAGGGUUUAAAGUCCUGACAUCAUGUUACAAACUGAAAGCUGUACUCUUUUUGACAUUAGAGAUGAAGAAGUAUUUAACAACCAGUAUUGUUUAUACAUAAAAUGGCUGAGCAGACAGGGCCGUCAGUGCCUGUGCUGAAGCUGUUUCAGAUGGUUUAAAAAAAAAAAAAAAAAGAAUAUAUACUUUGUACUUCUGGUUGCUUGUUUCAAUGCAGAUUGUUCUAAUAUUUUCCCAUUUUAAAGUACAAUAAAAAUGUUUUUGCCAAAUCUGA